This is a messenger RNA of Bombus pascuorum, 2504 nucleotides long. RefSeq names its product heparan sulfate glucosamine 3-O-sulfotransferase 6 (gene Hs3st-B). Bases 528 to 1640 code for a protein of 370 amino acids. Lineage: Eukaryota; Metazoa; Arthropoda; Insecta; Hymenoptera; Apidae. The transcript is spliced from 4 exons. The record is from RefSeq and is a predicted model, not a curated record. Gene Ontology annotation, molecular function: [heparan sulfate]-glucosamine 3-sulfotransferase activity.
GAAGAGUGGAGCUAGUGUCGUACAGUUCACAACUAUGUUGGCGAGCAAGACGAGAGGGAAAGGUUUUUAGCGCGCCAUGCGAUUAACAAACGUUGCAGCAUUUUUACAUCCGAAGAAAACGAGAAGAGCUCGACGAGGAUGAAGUUUAAUUCAACUUCUCGUUAUCCGAUUCGGUAGCUAUGAAAUCUCAUCGAUACGUUUUGUGUUAUACUACCGUUUCUCCCUUCUACUUGUUCCGCGUUAUCGAUUGUUACGAACACGCCGACUGAUAAUGCGUUAAAUGUGUGCACUUCCUUUAAAACGAAAUCACAUAUCCUCGCAUCUAUUUACCGGAAAGAAUCGAAUAUCACGAUAGAAUUAUGGAUACCGUAUAAAAUUAACGUGCGCUUGGAUACUCUGCGGCAUGGAGGUAUGAUAGACAGAAAAAUAUCUAUCCUAACAUAUCAGCAUGGAGGUAGAAGACUGAAAGCUUGAUAAUAGAAUGGAAUCCAGGAUGCCAGUGAAAUACGACGAUUCUUAAGUUCAGGAUGGAACUUAGAAAAGGGCCUUGGUCGAAAAAAAUCCUGGUUCCAGCUUGUUUUCUGGUAAUUCUCAUCUGGAUCUUUUUAAUCGACAAUUCCUUACUACUCGACAACCUGCCUGGUAAAGCAACCUUCCAAAAACCGAGAAAUUUCGUUCCACUCGCGCACGACCCGAAUCUGGAUCGUCUAACGAUCAAGAAAUCCUCUCUGAUAAGCGAUGUCGAAUCGAAACACACGAAAGUAUCGAAGCUUCAAAUGGUGUCGCUUUGGACAGGCAACAACAGCGUUAAAGGGAACGCAGGAUCCUUGCGAAAGUAUCAGAUCUUGAGACAGCAAGGUUUAAUGCCGAGUAAACAAUUACCCACAGCUUUGAUAAUUGGAGUUAAAAAAGGCGGGACUAGAGCUCUGUUAGAAUUUUUGAGAUUGCAUCCUGCUAUUCGCGCAGCUGGAUCCGAAGUUCACUUUUUUGAUCAUCAUUACAUCAAGGGGUUUCAUUGGUAUAGGCAUAGGAUGCCUCCGACAUUGUCCACUCAAAUCACGAUGGAGAAAACCCCGUCGUAUUUCGUGACGAGCGAAGUACCGAGAAGAGUUCAACGCAUGAAUCUUGCGAUGAAAUUGAUUCUCGUAGUAAGGGAUCCAGUUACUCGAGCGAUAUCCGAUUAUACCCAAGUGAAGAGUAAACGAGCCAACAUGCCAAAGUUCGAGGAUCUAGCGUUUCUUAAUGGAUCGAAAAUCGUGGACACAACGUGGGUCCCAUUGAAGAUCGGAGUGUACGCGCGACAUUUAGAGAGAUGGCUUCAGUACUUCCCAUUGUCACAAUUUUUAUUCGUCUCUGGAGAAAGAUUGAUCGUGGAUCCAGUCGCUGAGAUUACCAGGGUUCAGGACUUUUUAGGCCUAAAAAGAGUUAUCUGCGAGAAACAUUUUUAUUUCAAUGCCACGAAGGGGUUCCCCUGUCUGCUCAAAUCUGAGGAACGUCCUACACCCCAUUGCCUUGGUAAGAACAAGGGUCGUAGUCAUCCUUACAUAGAUCCUGUAGCCAUACAACGAUUGAGAGAUUUUUAUCGUCCAUUUAAUCAACGUUUCUACCAAUUGACCGGAAUGGAUUUCGGCUGGUUGUGAGAAUAAAUGCGAUAAGCGAAUACAUAUCGAAGCUAGUCAAGUAAAAGAACAUAGUCAAUUUUUACUGAGAUACGACACGCGCGCAUGCGGACACCAUUAGUUUGCACUAGUUAGUAAAUAAUUAGUAAAAGAACCAGAUAAUACUCUUCGGUUAGUUUACAUUCUUUUUUACUCUAAACCAGAAUAUUUUUUUAUGUACUGCAUAAACGUGGAAAAAGAAGAAGGGCAUAUCCAUGGUUUCAAUGUGUUGACAAUACACAGAAAGAGAAUUCCUGUUCUUGUUCGUGAUAUUAACUUUUAGACACGCGUAUAGAUUUAUAGUGGCAGCAGAAUGUUAUCAAUCGUAUGUAUCAUUUUUCGCAUACAUAUAUUCCACUAUAUUUUUUACAGGACAUUACAAAAGAAAAAAAAGAAUGGUAUAUUCGAAUUUUAAACGAUAAACGGCCAUACGCGUUACUAUUUUAUUUAUUAGAUCUAUUAUUUAUUACAAUAGAAUCUUUAGAAAUGUUUAUUACAUAUUAAAAUGUUGAUUUGUUAAUUCCAUCUUCCAUUAAAGUAGCUGUGCAGAAUGGAAAAUGUUCGAAUAUAUAUUAAAAUACGUAGUUACUGUUAUUGAUUGUAUAGAGUUCUGUUUAGAAUUAAGAAUUGUUUGCACAUUUUGUUGAAUUUUUGAUCUUCCAAUGUAUCAAGCACGGAAUCUACGUAAUCUACGUAAUUCUAAUGAUAUUUACCUAGUAUAUGUAUCCUUAUGUUUAAGCAAGAAAGCGAUGAAUAUUUUCUGAAUAAUUUAGUUGAAUUGUAUCACAAUGUCUUUAAAUUAUAAGAAACGCUAUAACAGUGUAGAAGUUGUCGUAGAUGCGGAAA